This is a messenger RNA of Meloidogyne enterolobii, 237 nucleotides long. The record is from the annotation of a GenBank genome assembly. NCBI's taxonomy places the organism in Eukaryota, Metazoa, Nematoda, Chromadorea, Rhabditida, Meloidogynidae.
AUGGUUCAUCCAAUUUUUGGUUGUCUCUCUGAUGAUUGUGUUCUCAAUUUUGGUCUCUAUACAAAAUGUUCUGAACUAAUUCCUUCUUCGCUUCAAUCGGGUGCUGAUACUAUUGAAGAAUCUUCAACAUAUGCAUCGAAAGUUUCAUCAAAGACGACUGCUUCCACUGAGAAACUUCCAUUAAAGAAUACAAAAUAUUCAGCAGCAGAUCCACCUUCAUUCACCGACUACAUGUAA